Molecule: messenger RNA, 726 nt
Organism: Tachysurus fulvidraco (yellow catfish)
Lineage: Eukaryota; Metazoa; Chordata; Actinopteri; Siluriformes; Bagridae
Product: transposon Tf2-1 polyprotein
Source: RefSeq, a predicted model, not a curated record
AUGGAUGACUUGAAAGUGGAGGCGGUGAGGAGAAGGCCCCGACCCCAAACCGUUAAGGAGCUGCAGCGCUUCCUCAGGUUUGCUAACUUCUACCGCCGCUUCAUCUUGGGUUUCAUCAUGAUUGCAGCCCCCCUCACGUCUAUGAUAAGGAAGGCACUGUCCUGUCUCGUAUGGUCACCGGAGGCAGUCAGAGCCUUUCACCUAUUGAAGGAGCGCUUCACCACAGCGCCCAUCCUGCACCACCCUGACCCAGGUCGGCCGUUUGUGAUUGAGGUUGACGCCUCCAGGACUGGCAUCAGAGCAGUCCUCUCCCAGCGACAAGGUCCGGCUAAUAAGAUGUUCCCGUGUGCUUACUUUUCCAAGAAACUGUCUCCCACUGAAUGCAACUAUGAUGUGGGGGAUCGAGAGCUACUGGCUAUGAAGGCAGCCUUCGAGGAGUGGCGGCACUGGCUAGAGGGCGCUCAGCACCCGUUCACGGUCCUCACGGAUCACAAAAAUACCUAUGCUCCUAAACGGAUGAACCCUCACCAAGCACGAUGGGCCAUGUUUUUCACACGCCUCCAUUUUACAGUGAUGUACAGACCCGGAUCGAAAAAUAUUAAGGCCGACACACUCUCCCGUCUUGACAGUGAACCUGACGUAAGCUCUCCGGCAGAGCCCGUUAUCCCCGAAAGCCAGAUCAUCGGCCCCAUUCAAUGGGACAUCAUGACAGAUCGCUCAGGCUAA